UAUUUGCAAUAUGCCAUCUAAUAGUAGUCAUGUUCUCCGUUGAGUGACAGAAAGUGUUUAUCUGACACAUGCAAUGUUGAUGAAAACUUACUUUGCAUGACUAAACUUCAAUCCAACAAGACAUACGAGUAACUUUAAACAUUUUACAGAGUCACAAGAUCUUCGAACUCUUGUUUCCUUGUGUCAAUACCAACUUUGUAGUGCCAGUGGGACAUUUGUAGUAGCUGUAAUGAGGUAGACGUCUGAGCUACGUUAUAGACAAACAAACUGCCUCUUUUUCUUUAGUAGCCGAUACAUGUGAGAACGUUCCGACGGACAGAAUGGCCGGUAGACUUUACCAAGCGGUGCCAUAUAGUGCACAUACGCCCCUAAACGUAAACAUGCCCUGUGGCCAUUCACUGUUUGCUACCAACAAAUCACAUGUACAGCAAUCAAACACGCACCUGUAUACAUCUAUUAGCACCGCUGCGUUCAUAAUAUUUGCCUUUCAGCAGAUUUAUCGUAGCUUUGAACCAAGAUGGUGGACUAUGACGCCGCGCUCGGCUACCUGGGCUCCAUGGGAAAGUACCAGGCAGUCCAGGUGGCCAUGAUCUUGGUCAUGAUAUUCCCUGGAAACUUUCACAUGCUGUCCAUGCCUUUUAUAGGCGCACAGGUGUCUCAUCACUGUGAAAUUCCCGAAUCACAAACGGCAGGACUACAACCCGAUGAUACCUGCGUUCUGAACUACUCGCUUCCGUGGAGCUACGACCAAACUACGGACACGUUUUCUCCCGGCUCGUGUUUCCGUUACGAUGUCGGCGUGUACGAGCUGGGAAAUCUGUCGUGUCCCAUGAUGCGAGACGCGACAGGAAACAGGACAGCGAAACCCUGCGAUGCAGGCUGGCGGUAUGAUCGGCAACAGUACAAGAGUAGCAUCUUCAUGGAGUUCGACCUCGUGUGUGAAAACCAGGCGCUGAACAACCUUGCACAGGCCAUGUACAUGCUGGGUGUUCUCAUAGGUUCUAUCGGCUUCGGACAGCUCUCGGACAUUAUUGGCAGGAAGAAAACCAUGUUCUUGGCCAUCUUUGUGCAAGUCGUGUUUGGUGUAGCGACAAUUUUCGCGCCCAACUACGCUGCCUUCGUCAUCUUCCGCCUUAUCGUCGGUGGUGGAGUCCUCGGUGCCUUCCUUUCAGGGUUUGUGAUUGUCACGGAACUGGUAGGAGCGGACAAGAGAACGCUGGUUGGGACGUUACUACAAGGAGCUUUCUCUGCCGCCAACAUGGCACUGGCGGGCAUAGCGUAUGCAAUCCGGGACUGGCGCACUCUGCAGCUUGUUGUAUCGGUUCCUAAUGUAGCCAUGCUGUUCUUCUGGUGGUUUGUGGGCGAGUCUCCAAGAUGGCUGCUGUCCAAAGAUCGUGACGAUGAAGCCGAGGCAAUCGUUCGGAAAGCAGCGAAGAUGAACGGAGUCACGAUUCCUGAGGACGUGUACAAAACAAAAGUGCAACACACCGAGAAAGUGCCUGAUGAAGAGAAACGUUACAGCGCUAUUGACCUGGUCAGGACUCCAAACAUGGCCAAAAUGUCUCUUGUCGUCUUCCUCAACUGGUUGGUUGUGACGAUGGUGUUUUAUGGUCUGGCGCUGAACACGUCAUCCCUGGCCGGAGACGACUAUCUCAACUUCUUCAUCAGCGGUGCUGUGGACAUCCCAGCAUACAUCAUCGCGAUCUUUUCCAUCGAGUAUUUCGGAAGGCGCAAACCACAUGUGUCCUUGAUGCUGAUUGGAGGGAUUGCCUGUAUCAUCACUCCAUUCCUGGCGCCACCUUUCCUCGCACAGAAUUUGAAUGCCUUAUCCAUCACAAUGUCAAUGAUCGGCAAGUUCGGUAUCACAGCUGCCUUUACCAUCAUCUACAUCUGGACCGUCGAGAUGUACCCAACAGUUGUCAGAAAUGUUGGAAUCGGGGCCUCUUCCAUGUGGGCUCGGGUGGGUGGCAUCAUUUCUCCCUUCGUCCAACUGUCCGACACUGCGUGGGGCCCUCUUCCCUACCUCAUCUUCGGCGCCCUGUCUGUGGUGGCCGGCCUGGCCGCCAUGCUGCUGCCGGAGACGCUCGGGGUUCGUCUGCCGGACACACUGGAGGAAGGAGAGAACUUUGGAAAGGUGACGAAGGUGCCACCAAUCACGAACGGGUCAUCUGUACGCACAAAUGAGAAGGAGAAGGAAGCACACGUCAACCCGGCCUUCAGCACAAAACUGGAGGAUCGUGAAGGUCGCGCCGGCUCCGUGGACAGUGACACGAGUUACACGGCAGCCAUGGCAGUGACACAAUUGUAAACAAUCAAAGCCAUUGUACACACUUAACUUAGAUAUUGAUUUUAAUGAGGGACGUUUGUAUUAUUCUGGUUUUAUAUGGUUAUGUUGUCGAUGUCCAUGUAUAGUUUUCAGGUUGCAACAUAUAGUACACAUCCGUAUGUAGUAAUCCAAAUCAUAUUGUGUAGUAUAGAAAUGUGUCUUGAGUUUUCCUCAUUACGAAACACUGCAGCCGCGAUCAAACAAAGAUUUACAUUUUUCCGACUCAGCUAUACGCAUUUCAUUUCUGUAUCUAUAUAGCCGGUAUAACCGCCCUUCGGCGUAACACACCAGCUACAGUUGGCGCACGGCGCGGCAGCAGCUGGUUAUAUUACACUACAUGACCUGUCACAUCUAACUUUUGCACAUUUGACAGAAAAUGUUGUUUUUGAUUAACACUAUCUAGUGAGGAUGCACCCACUACCAUACUCGAUGACAAGGAAUUCUCUUCUAUACAAAUUCUAGAAAAGUGCGAAUGUCUAAACAUAUCCAUUCAUUUGAGACAAUAUAGAACUAGAAGCCUCACAUUUUGUUAUUUCCAGCCACUCGAAGACAUUCGAUAUCACUGGUGUCUUGACUUUUGAACAUUGCCAAUUUUGUUAUCAUAAACCGUAUGUUUAUGUUUUAUAUACUAUGACGAAGCUGUAGACAUGUGUGGAAACUAUUAUCAUUCAUAAGAUCAAAGAGAAUCCAUUCUUGAUGCAGUAGACGGCUUCGAAUGUAUGAUUACCGAAGCUUUUCAGACAGCGCUCUGAACGCUUUGGUCUUUCAGCUUUGCAUUUCUGGCGAUAUCACUGACGUUGGACAAAACGAGAAUGUUAUGCUCACGGACAUAAAGGCUAUGUAUGCAUACUCUCCAAGCAGAGGUCGAAUCGCGCAGAUAUAGUAGUAGUCGGAAAAAUUACACUCGCGCUCUUACUGUGUAAAGCCU
Molecule: messenger RNA, 3254 nt
Organism: Branchiostoma floridae (Florida lancelet)
Lineage: Eukaryota; Metazoa; Chordata; Leptocardii; Amphioxiformes; Branchiostomatidae
Product: organic cation transporter protein-like
Exons: 12
Coding region: 518-2308 (596 amino acids)
Biological process (GO): transmembrane transport
Cellular component (GO): membrane
Molecular function (GO): transmembrane transporter activity
Source: RefSeq, a predicted model, not a curated record